UAUUUCGUGCCACAUUCGAAACCAAUUGGGCUCGACAACGAACUCAUAUUGCGCAUCUCAGCAUCUUCUCCAGCGAAUCUCCCUCCUCCUCCUCAUCUGGACUGCCGACUCUCUCGCUCUCUCUCUCUCUGUCUGUGGAUUUGAAUGACGGCACGUAUAUCUGGACGACUAUAAUCAUCACCGUCAUUCCCCAAGCAUUUUGCGGUGGCGCAUCAUUUGGCAGUCACCCUCCCCGUCCUGCAAGCCCGAGAGCAGCACAUUUUGUUAACAUCGGGUUGGCGCUUGGAUCCAUUUCGGUUCUGUCGAGAAAGUCUCCAGAUUUUUCCGCCCGAGGAAUCUUCAUAUCGGCUCAAGAACGCACCGCAGGGGAAGAAGAGAGGAAGGAAGGUGUGAGAAUCGCCAUCCGGGUCUCGCUGCGGUCCCAGCUGGGCGGUUCUUGAAUUCGAAGAAAUCCGAUGAGUAGCAGAAGCUAGUGGUUCUGAUCCCUCGGAGGAAGGGUUGGCAACUCAAGUUAUCAGCCCUACGAGCUGUCAGAUGGAGACGCUAUAUUGAAUUUGUUGGUUACUAUUGGUGCCCCUUUUAUGGGGAGAUGGGAUGCAAUUAAGAUAUGGAAAAAGAAUGAAAAGGGAGCAUCAGACCCAGGGGAGCAGCUCAGAGAUGUCUGCUGAGAUAUUGGAGAACCGUCAGCAUUGCUCUAUGAAGGAAGGAAAAGGGAAGAGUCUGUGGAAGAAGGUCAAGUAUCAGCUCGUGGAGUACCAUUCAUUACCUGGAUAUUUGAGGGACAAUGAGUACAUUCUUGGCCAUUACCGGGCUGAGUGGCCGAUGAAGCAAGUAUUGCUCAGCAUGUUCACCAUUCAUAAUGAGACACUCAAUGUUUGGACGCAUUUGAUAGGUUUCUUUAUUUUCCUUUCCCUCACCAUAUACACUGCUACGAAGGUCCCCAAUGUUGUGGACAUCCACUCUCUGCAUCUUCCCGAGGUCCUGAGAAAGGCUGAUCUCCACAAGAUGCAGUCCGAGCUGAUGACCAGCCUCCCUUCGUUGCCCCACAUGCCUGAUCUCCACAAGCUCCGGGAAUCUUCAAUGGAUUUGCUUCCUUCUCUGUCGAAUUGGCAUCUCAUGGAUCUCCUCUAUAAUUGCUUGCCCGAGCGGUUCUCCCAUAAUCACACUGAUGUCUGUGUCCUGAGAACGAUGAAGGAGGACGUGUUGAACAUGAUCGCUCCACUGAUAGCUCAACCAAUCACGAGGUGGCCCUUCUUUGCAUUCAUGGGUGGCGCCAUGUUCUGCCUACUGGCAAGCAGCACGUGUCACCUCCUCUCGUGCCACUCCGAGCGUAUGUCCUACAUCAUGCUCCGCCUCGACUACGCCGGGAUUGCUGCCCUCAUCUCCACUUCUUUUUACCCUCCAGUCUACUACUCCUUCAUGUGCGACCCCUUCUUCUGCAACCUAUACAUGGGCUUCAUCACCCUUCUCGGGAUUUCCACUGUCCUAUUCUCCCUCAUGCCGGUGUUCCAGAACCCUGAAUUCCGGACCAUCCGAGCAUCUCUCUUCUUCGGGAUGGGACUCUCCGGUGUCGCUCCGAUUUUGCACAAGCUUUUCCUCUUCUGGCACCACCCUGAGGCCAUCCGCACUACAGGUUAUGAGCUUCUCAUGGGCCUGUUUUAUGGGCUCGGGGCCCUCGUGUAUGCCACUAGGAUCCCGGAGCGAUGGAAGCCUGGAAUGUUUGAUAUCGCUGGGCACAGCCAUCAGCUCUUCCAUAUACUGGUGGUGGCUGGGGCGUACACUCAUUACCGUGCGGGGCUCAUAUACCUCAAGUGGCGGGAGAUGCAAGGAUGCUGAGAAAGGUAUCGCAGUUGCAAUCAUCUGGUGGGUUAAUCUUUGUAGGGGUCCUCUGAAUUUCAGUUGUAUGAAUAAGAAUACGAAUUAGCCGUAAGGUUAUGCAUACAAUCAACGCUCAGGCAAAGGCAGCAGUCUAGUUUAGACCCUGCUAAUAGGAAGCAGGUCGCCCCAUGACAUGAAUGUAUCGAAACCAUCAGUCCUCUAUAUGUAGAACAUGGGACUUGGGGCACCAAAAGGUCUCUGCCUUCUUCCUCUGUCCACCAGUGGGCGCGGGUUUGUAAGUGUACUUGGAAAUAGUCUAUGCAUUCACUUAAAGAAGUUCUUUGCUGCAAAUUCUAAUCACAGUUCGGAAGGGUUCAGUUGGGA
Punica granatum (pomegranate) is the source of this 2202-nucleotide messenger RNA. The record is from RefSeq and is a predicted model, not a curated record. Lineage: Eukaryota; Viridiplantae; Streptophyta; Magnoliopsida; Myrtales; Lythraceae.